AUGUCUUUUCUAACUCGCCUAGCCAGUUUACUGGGUCUGUCCUCCCCGGCCCCCGCCGUUGCACCCCCCGGCGCCGCCCUGGCAGCAACCGUCACAGUACCUGCAUCGUUAGGAUUUGUCCCGGUCGCUAUUCACUUUGAUCUCUUCAAUAUCCUCGUGGGCCAUGGUGGACCCGCGACAGCCGACGAGAUAUCGGCUAUCUGCAAUGCACGUAUCCAAGCCCGAGGGGAAAGUGAGCCUGAGCUGAGUACCAGAUUAGCCUCGGACACACUCUACAUCAUGGCUGGGCUCGGCCUCGUCGAACGCGUGGCCGAGGACUGCUUCACAGCAAAUGCCAUCACAAGCCACAUGGUUGCCAUGCCGUCUGCCCAGCAUGGCGCACUGCACUUCACCACGGAAGGUCUAAUGGCCGGCGCAUUCUUGAUGAAAAAGCUCCAGGACACCCGCUUUGCAUACCCCUUUGCUGAGGCAGACGGCCCCUUGCAAUAUGCCUAUCGGCUAAUGGGUCAAUCUGAGUUGGCGAAGCAGCAUACAUACUCGAUUAUGGAGACCCAGGGUCGCAUGGAUAGUUUCAACCAUUUCAUGGUGGGCAAAUUCCUGAAGUUCGGAACUUUCCCCGAGCGCGUCAAGUCGAUGGGCUAUGAUUUAAAUGGCGCGUUGGCGGGUGGCACUGCCACUAACACCAGUACUGGCUCGGCUACUAUGGUCGAUAUCGGCGGCGGUCGUGGCGAACUACUCCUUGAGGUCCAGGCGGCGUACCCGCAUCUCGGGGCCAAGGAUCUAAUUGUGCAGGAGUUCAAUGCCGAAAUUGAUAGCGUGCCUGGUGUGAGGCUUAUGAAGUGGAAUUACAAGGAGGAGGCUGAGCAGCCUAUUCGUGGGGCCUGUGUUUACGCGUUGCAACAUAUCUUGCAUAAUUUGCCUGAUUUGGAUGCUGUGGCGUUGCUACAGAAGAUUUCGCGUGCUAUGGCACCUGGUUCGCGGGUUUUGAUUAUUGAAUAUGCCAAGAAUUUGACUUAUACUUCGCUUCAUGCGAGUAUGAUUGCGUUGUAUGGGGGCCGAGAGAGGAGUUCGGUGGAGUGGAGGCAGAUGGCGGGAUUGUGUGGGCUGGAGGUGACUUUUGAGGUUUAUGUUAAGGCUGGAGAGUCAUUGGUGGAGAUGAGGAGGAUAGUUCAGGGCUGA
Penicillium crustosum is the source of this 1179-nucleotide messenger RNA. Its product is annotated as putative O-methyltransferase. Gene Ontology annotation, molecular function: O-methyltransferase activity. The record is from RefSeq and is a predicted model, not a curated record. Lineage: Eukaryota; Fungi; Ascomycota; Eurotiomycetes; Eurotiales; Aspergillaceae. Bases 1 to 1179 code for a protein of 392 amino acids. The transcript is spliced from 5 exons.